Molecule: messenger RNA, 2449 nt
Organism: Mercenaria mercenaria
Lineage: Eukaryota; Metazoa; Mollusca; Bivalvia; Venerida; Veneridae
Product: alpha-aminoadipic semialdehyde dehydrogenase-like
Exons: 18
Coding region: 18-1643 (541 amino acids)
Molecular function (GO): aldehyde dehydrogenase (NAD+) activity
Source: RefSeq, a predicted model, not a curated record
UCUCUAAUCCGUGGGAAAUGGCUUCCAUCAUCAAAUGCGGGGUUACACCGGUUAGCAAAUUUUUCAUCACAAAACGUGCCUUUUUACAGCUAAAAACUACUGUCAGGAUGUCUUCUUAUCUCAUAGAUAAUCCCAAGUAUUCCUGGUUGAAGGAACUUGGUCUUGAGUCACAGAACAAGGGGGUGUAUUGCGGUGAAUGGAUUGGAAGCGGCGAGGAGGUAACCUCAUAUUCACCAACAACAAAUGAGCCAAUCGCUAAAGUUACUCAGGGUAAUUCUAAAGAUUAUGAGAGAGCAGUUAAAGCAGCUAGAGAGGCGUGGCAGACCUGGGCAGAGGUGCCAGCCCCACAGAGAGGAGAGAUUGUUCGACAGAUUGGGGAAGCUCUCAGAGAGAAGAAAGAAUUACUAGGCAAAAUGGAGUCACUAGAGAAUGGGAAGAUACUUGCGGAGGGCAUUGGUGAGGUACAGGAGUAUAUAGAUAUCUGUGAUUAUGCGGUUGGCUUGUCUAGAAUGUUUGCUGGCCAUGUCUUCCCGUCAGAAAGAAAAGGUCAUGCUUUGUUAGAACAGUGGAAUCCACUUGGUGUGGUAGGAGUUAUAACAGCUUUUAACUUCCCUGUGGCAGUGUAUGGCUGGAACAAUGCUAUAGCUCUUGUCUGUGGAAACACCAUGUUGUGGAAAGGUGCACCAACAACUCCACUAACCAGUAUAGCUGUAACCAAAGUAGUGACCUCAGUGUUAGAGAAGAAUGGUAUGCCAGGGUCUGUCUGUUCUAUGGUGUGUGGUGGAGCUGAUAUAGGGAGUCUGAUUGCUAAAGAUGAAAGAAUACCCUUGGUGUCUUUUACUGGCAGUACACAGGUUGGACAUAAAGUUUCUAUGAUGGUACAGGAGAGGUUUGGAAAGUUCUUGUUGGAAUUGGGUGGUAACAAUGCUAUUAUAGUAAAUGAUGAUGCAGAUAUAGAUAUGGUGGUUCGUGCCUCGGUGUUUGCAUGUGCAGGUACUGCUGGGCAGAGGUGUACAACCACAAGGCGAUUGAUAUUACAUGAAUCUGUACAUGAUGAAGUGGUCUCUAGGUUAGUGAAGGCUUACGCACAGCUUAGAAUAGGAGAUCCCAUAGAACCUGACACACUGUAUGGACCACUACACAGUAAACAGGCCGUUCAGAUGUAUAACAAUGCAGUAGCAGAAGCUGUGAAGGCCGGCGGGAAAGUAGAAUGUGGAGGGGAGGUGAUAGACAGACCGGGUAACUUCGUACAGCCAACAAUUAUAUCAGGACUUUCACAUGAUGAUAAAAUAGUUCAUACAGAAACGUUUGCACCAAUAGUUUAUGCAUUAAAAUUUAAAAAUCUUGAUGAAGCUAUUGGCUGGAAUAAUGAAGUAAAACAAGGGCUGUCAAGCAGUCUGUUUACCAAAGAUCUGGGAAAUAUUUUCAAAUGGAUUGGACCAAAAGGUUCAGACUGUGGGAUAGUCAAUGUAAAUAUCCCGACAAGUGGAGCAGAAAUUGGUGGUGCCUUUGGUGGUGAGAAACAUACAGGUGGUGGCAGAGAGUCUGGCAGUGAUGCAUGGAAACAGUAUAUGAGAAGAUCUACAUGCACAAUCAAUUACAGCAAGGAGCUGCCACUAGCCCAAGGAAUCAAGUUUGAAUAAUUGGAUCAACAUUGUGCUAAGAAAUAUGUACUCAGAUUGUGAAUAUAAUGUGAUAAAAACUCUGGACAGAUUAAGGUAGUACUGCACAUUUCGGAUCUUUUUUGCUACAAGCUUUUUCAUGUUGAUUUGGGUUCUUAUUAAAUUCUUCUUGAGAUAAUUCUGCAUCAUAAUACUUAUAUAGAAAUAUUUUUAUCCCAGAUUUUUUGGAUAUGAAAGGUGUAAAUGAAAUGUAAUAUUUUCACUUCCAUUAAAACUUGAGGGAAAAUAAAGGCAGUUAUGUUUAUUUAAGUUUUUAGUCAGGGGUGUAUUGAAACAGAAUAUGGGUUUUAGUGUAGAUUGUUUGAGUACAAGUUUCAAUGUAGGUUUUCUAUGGGUUAAGUGGUAGAUAUAAAAGUUCUUAUUUGAAAUGUGCAGUACUUGUUUAAAGCAAACCAGAGGCAUUUUCAGUAUUCUGUAACAUAUAUUGAUAUUAGAUAUGACUUGUUAUAAAUGUAAAUGGUUGUAGUGGUUAAGGUACUAGAAAAGUGUGUCUUACAGGCAGUGAUAAUUGCAAACAUUUAUUUUACCCCCCGACAACAAAGUUGUAAGGGGGGUAUACUGGUUUCAGGUUGUCUGUCUGUCUGUCUGUCUGUCUGUCUGUCCGUCUGGUCGUCUGUCCGUAGAUGCAAUCUUGUGUGCACCAUCUCUCCUUAUCCCCUUGACAGAAUUUAAUGAAACUUCACACAAGUGAUCAGUACCAACAGUAGUUGUGCAUGGGGCAUGUUAGGUUCUUUUAGAAAAAGAAUUUGCAGAGUUAUGGGACUUUG